Molecule: messenger RNA, 319 nt
Organism: Paramecium pentaurelia
Lineage: Eukaryota; Ciliophora; Oligohymenophorea; Peniculida; Parameciidae
Source: the annotation of a GenBank genome assembly
UAAUGUCAUACAUUGGAAUCAAUACAUCUGGUGGGAUAAACCCUUGUAUCACUUUUUAUGAGAGAAUGCAAGCUUGUAUCAACAAAGAAAAUUUGCCAAAUAAAAUGUGUGCAAUCGAAGGACUAGACUUCUUGGAAUGUGUAAAUCGAAGAAAAUAAGUAAUGUAAAAUUGAAUUAUUUUAGUAUGCACUUAAUUAUAAAAUCUAAUAAGAAUUACACAAGAAUAGAAUAUUAGUAUUACCAACUUAUGAUGUCGAAAAUGAUAGAUUUGUAUCAAAAUAUUAAAAUGCAACAGAGGUGUUUUAAUAAAAACAUUGAA